AGUGCACGUUUCCAGACAGCUUCCGGGUGAAAGGUCACGGAAGUUUCGCGAGGGUUGACCUUUGUACCUUCCAACAUGGCGCCCAGGUCGGUCAGGAUUCCGAGUCGGCUGCCGAUUUUGGUGGUUUCUGGCGGCGUCUUGCUGCCAGGGUCCUCCAUGAGGAUACCUGUCCAUGCUCCGAGAAACAUGCAGCUGGUGAAGAACCAUGUGAUGAAGAGGAACAGUCUCAGCAGCAUCAUUAUAGGUGUGGCAACAACCACCAGCAAGGACCCACAGACAGAGGACCUUGCAGCCCUCCAUGAGAUAGGCACUGCAGCUGUGGUCGCCCAGGUGACCGGUACCAACUGGCCCAAACCGGCCUAUACCCUGCUGGUGACAGGUCUGUGCCGGUUCAAAGUGGUUGACUUUGUUCAGGAGAUGCCGUAUCCCAUUGCACAUGUUACCCAGCUGGACAAGCUGCCUGGAGAUCUUACUGAUGUGAGUGAUGAAGAGUUAGCCACACUGCUGGACACGUUUAAGGAGAAGGCCCAUGUUCUGGUGGACAUGUUGGACAUCACUGUACCUGUUGUGGCAAAACUCAAGAAAAUGCUGGACAGUCUUCCAUCUCAGCAUCUGCCUGAUGUUUUUGCCUCGAUUGUGAAAGCUUCAUAUAAGGAGAAAUUACAGGUUCUGGAUGCAGUGGACCUGAGGGAACGGUUUGAGAAGACUCUCCCACUUCUCAUCAGGCAGAUUGAGGGUUUGAGACUUCUUCAGAAUUCCAAGGAACAGGGAAACAAGAAGAACAAGAAAAGACCUGACGUCCGCAUUGUGGUGAAGCCCCCUGGGGAGGGGGGCAAGCGAUCCAUCAGGAUAGUGGGCGACCAGGAUGAUGAUGGGGAGGUGGAUGAGAUUGCUGAGCUGGAGAACAAAAUCAAACAAGCCAACCUUCCAGCCCAAGCUCUGAAAGUUGCUACCAGAGAGUUAAAGCGACUGAAGAAGAUGCCAGCAGCUAUGCCGGACCAUGCUGUCAUCAGGAACUACCUUGAGUUGAUGGCCGAGCUGCCGUGGUCCAAGAGCAGUCCUUACCAGCUGGACAUCACACAUGCCAGGGAAGACCUCGAUGCUGACCAUUACGGACUGGACAAGCUGAAGCAGCGAGUUAUGGAGUACCUGGCCGUCCGACAGCUCAAGAACAACCUGAGGGGGCCCAUACUCUGCUUUGUCGGACCCCCGGGGGUGGGGAAGACCAGUGUGGGCAGGUCCAUUGCCCAGAUUCUCGGAAGGGAGUUCCACAGGAUUUCCUUAGGAGGCGUGGUGGACUCCUCGGACAUCCGGGGUCACCGGAGGACAUACAUCGGCAGCAUGCCUGGGCGUGUCAUCCAGGGGCUGAGGACUGUGGGCACCAACAACCCGCUCUUCUUACUGGACGAGGUGGACAAACUGGGCAGGAGCCUGCAGGGAGACCCAGCAUCAGCACUCCUGGAGGUGCUGGAUCCUGAACAGAACGCCCACUUCACAGAUCACUACCUGAACGUGCCCUUUGACCUGUCACAGGUCAUCUUCAUAGCGACCGCCAACACCACGGCCACCAUCCCGCCCGCUCUCCUGGACAGGAUGGAGGUCAUCUCUGUCCCGGGGUACACUCAGGAGGAGAAGCACCACAUAGCAACCAGGCAUCUCGUUCCCAAGCAACUCAAGGAGCAUGGUCUGACUGGUGAACAAUUGCAGUUCUCUGAGGAAGGUCUUAAAACCAUCAUUGGCAGGUACACCCGUGAGGCAGGUGUGCGGACCCUGGAGAGGAGACUCGGUGCCGUGUGCAGAGCCGUGGCCGUCAAAGUGGCAGAAGGGCUUCCAAAACCCAAACAACAUGCUGCCGAAAACAAAGAAGUACCAAGUAAAGAAGAAGACAAGACAGAGGAGGUCCAUGCUGCAGAUGAGGACAUCAAGGUUCCCCAUGUGGACCACCCUCCCAACCUGCCUAUUGUCAUUGAUGACCAUGCUGUCAAGGAUAUACUGGGGCCCCCAGUGUUUGAACAUGAAGUGUCCCAGAGGUUGAACCAGCCAGGAGUGGCAGUAGGCCUUGCCUGGACACCCAUGGGAGGAGAGAUCAUGUUUGUGGAGGCCACCAGGAUGGAUGGAGAUGGGCAGCUCACCCUCACAGGACAGCUGGGUGAUGUGAUGAAGGAGUCAGCUCAACUGGCCAUCAGCUGGCUUCGCAGUAAUGCACUGGAGUAUGGGCUGGUGCAGAAGUCAGGGCAGGACCUGAUGGAGAACACAGACGUCCACAUCCACUUCCCUGCAGGGGCUAUCGGGAAGGACGGGCCGUCAGCUGGGGUCACCAUCGUCACAGUCCUGGCAUCUCUCUUCAGUGGCCAUGUGGUGAGAUCAGACACAGCCAUGACAGGAGAGAUCACUCUCAGGGGGGUGGUGCUUCCGGUUGGAGGGAUUAAGGAGAAGGUACUAGCUGCUCACCGUGCAGGGAUCACACGGAUCAUCCUGCCCAAACGCAAUGAGAAGGAUCUACAGGACAUCCCCAGUAAUGUCAGGAAAGAGUUGACCUUCAUCCUGGCCGACCAGUUGUGCGAUGUUCUGAAAGCAGCCUUCGAUGAUGGCUUCCCGUCUUCCAAACAGGACCGCUCCAUCUCCAGCAAGCUUUGACACAACAAUCACAGCCUAGCGGAUCCCAACACAAAUCACUCUGCAAUCUGUUUUUAGAGAUUAACUCUCAGGCUAUUCUGAAAAGUUGAAAGACUGUAGAUUUUUUCUUCAACAUGUGCCUUUUUUCUUGAAGUUUAAUGCUAUCUAUCUUGAAAUCUCCACGUCCUUUAAUUUUAGAUGUAUCCUGACAACCUCUAAGAUUUACAUGGCCCUGAUGCUAAUCAUUGACAAGUUGUUGUACAACUUAAGUGAUUGUCUAUUAGAUAACAUAUGAUCAUGUGGUAACACCACAAACUUAUCACAAAGUAUGAAUUACUAAAUUCAUU
This is a messenger RNA of Branchiostoma floridae (Florida lancelet), 2963 nucleotides long. RefSeq names its product lon protease homolog 2, peroxisomal-like. The record is from RefSeq and is a predicted model, not a curated record. Gene Ontology annotation, molecular function: ATP-dependent peptidase activity; ATP hydrolysis activity; ATP binding. Lineage: Eukaryota; Metazoa; Chordata; Leptocardii; Amphioxiformes; Branchiostomatidae. Gene Ontology annotation, biological process: protein processing; protein quality control for misfolded or incompletely synthesized proteins; protein targeting to peroxisome. The transcript is spliced from 24 exons. The coding region runs from base 76 to 2637 and encodes 853 amino acids. Gene Ontology annotation, cellular component: peroxisomal matrix.